Molecule: messenger RNA, 2090 nt
Organism: Pungitius pungitius (ninespine stickleback)
Lineage: Eukaryota; Metazoa; Chordata; Actinopteri; Perciformes; Gasterosteidae
Product: fibronectin type III domain-containing protein 4-like
Exons: 7
Coding region: 419-1120 (233 amino acids)
Cellular component (GO): extracellular region; plasma membrane
Molecular function (GO): protein binding
Source: RefSeq, a predicted model, not a curated record
CCUCCACCUGCCGGAGCGCUGUCCGCGGUGCUGACCACCGCGCGACCCUCCACCUGCCGGAGCGCUGUCCGCGGGGGCUGACCACCGCGCGACCCUCCACCUGCCGCGGAGACGAGGCGCAUUUGACGCAAAGCCCAAGCCCGCCAGAUGCACGCGGAGACGGGCACGAACAACCUGUUAGCUGCUCCGGGCUGCGGCGUUCCGCAGCGCGCACAGCGGCGUCGCCUCCUUUUCCUUCAUCGCGUCUGACUUUAGUGCAACUUGUGAAUAGAAACCGAGACGCGCAGCGGGAGCUGAGGGUGAAGAUGGCGCGGGGGGCGGUGGUGACCCCGUGUUUCCAGUGAAACGCACGAGGGUCGAGGGAGGGGAAGAAGAGCGUGCAGAAGAGCCGGACGGCUGCAGGAGGACGGAGGAGGUUAUGGCCGCGUUCCUUCAGCUGGACCUCGGGCUGCUGCUGCAGCUGCUGACCUGCUGGCAAACACCAGGGAUGGUCCGAGCCACUGUGCCAGCAGCCCCGGUGAACGUGUCGGUGACUCAGCUGAGGGCGCACUCGGCCACGGUGACCUGGAACGUCCCUCAGGGGGACACCGUGAUCGGGUACUCGAUCUCACAGCAGAGGCAGGACGGCCUGAUGCAGCGCUCUAUCAGGGAGGUGAACACGUCCAGCCACUGGUGUGUGCUGUGGGACCUGGACGAGGACACGCACUACAGCGUCCAGGUCCAGUCUGUGGGGCCGCAUGGUGACAGCCCGCCGAGCCGCGGCGUCCACUUCAGGACUCUGGAGAGGAGUGAUCACUAUCCAGCCGGAGUCCUGGACCACCAUGAGCCGGCGAUGGAAGGUCUGGACAUGACUCCUCACCUUCAGACCGGAGAGCUUCUCAUCAUCACCACCGUGCUGCUGCUGUGGGCAGCCGUCAUCGCCCUCUUCUGUCGACAGUAUGACAUCAUCAAAGACAACGACUCCAGCAGCUGCAAGGAGAAAGCCAAGAGGCCGCUGGUCCGAGCCCCCCCACCCUACUACGCCGCCUCGGCCGCCAGCUCGCCGCUCUACCACAACGGAGAUGUGCGCAGCAGCGGGCUGCACAGAGCCUCCUCCUCCGUCAGCAUCAUUAGAGUCUGAGCUUGGCAGCAUCUCGCUGUGCGGGACGGACGGAGUCGGUGACAAUUUCCACCCGAGGAACUUCAGUGGGAUUAUCGCCACGGAUGGAGCAUCUGUAGACUCGGCCGAGAGUCGAGAUUAUUAUAGAAUUGUGUGGGAAGCGUGAAGCGUCCAUGCAAAAUGAAACUGUGGAGUAAAUGGAUGACUUCUGCCCUCUAGUGGCAGAAGAGGUUCUCCAGGGGAAAUUUGAGAAGAUGCAAAAUAUUUGAUUCAUAUUUAUUCAUAUAUUGUUUCUUUUCUCGGAUUUCGAAGACUGUGAAUAUUUGCGUGUCGUCAUCAAAUUAAUGGAAAAGUCAGGUACAAGACCUCGUUUUUUUGCAAGUGUGUGUCUUUUUGUGUUUGUGUGUUACAUUCCAAUUUCCAAAUCAACUUAACUGUGUUUUUCAUUUCCUAAUCAGGUAGAUGUACAGCACUAACAUUAAAAGUGUAUUAUUUGUAAAUAGAAUAUGUACAUUGUUCAAAUUUAAAUUCUUGUGCAGUAAUGUGUGAUGGCAACUAAUAUUUCACAUACAUUUACACUUAAUUGUCUCAAUGCAGAUUUUACAAUUAAAUCAAUCUGUAAUUUUCACAUUCUAUGAUGACUAGAUUACGGAAAUGUAGAAGAGUUGACAUAUUCCAGAAUGUAGAAUCAAAAUUCUUGAUAUACAUUUAUUCUCAGUAUAUACAGAUAUUUAAUUGGUUUCACUUUUUUGUGGUGCAACUGUUGAAUGAAGUAAAAUCACUGACAGCUCUUUCUUGAAUGUACCACAACGAAACCAGUGGAUUAGAAAUUGCAUAGAGAGCUACAAUAUAUGAUCUCCAAUUAGAUUAUUUUUAUUUCAAUUUUUUUGCUCCAGAAUACAUAACAGAGAGGUUAUCUUUGUGAAUGUAGCGUCUUAUUUUCAUUUGUGACUCUAUAUUGUCCAGUUUCAAUUAAAGUUAAAAGAAAUGA